This is a messenger RNA of Gopherus flavomarginatus (Mexican gopher tortoise), 2080 nucleotides long. It is a transcript of the gene CHST14, whose product is annotated as carbohydrate sulfotransferase 14. The record is from RefSeq and is a predicted model, not a curated record. Gene Ontology annotation, cellular component: membrane. Gene Ontology annotation, molecular function: sulfotransferase activity. The transcript has a single exon. The coding region runs from base 332 to 1441 and encodes 369 amino acids. Gene Ontology annotation, biological process: dermatan sulfate proteoglycan metabolic process; carbohydrate biosynthetic process. Lineage: Eukaryota; Metazoa; Chordata; Testudines; Testudinidae.
GCUGCCGCUGAACUCCGCCGGGCCCGGAGGGGCCCAGCCCGCCGCACUCCCCGGCGGCCCGGCCUCCUCUCGCGCGCUGUGCUGCCCGGCUGGCGCGCCGCGAGCCCAGCAUGGGGGGCAGCCGCUAGGGAGCCCCCUGCUGCCAUGCAGAGUCCCGCUGCCCGGCCUGGGUGAGGGGCCUGCAGCAGCACCUGGCAGAGAGAUCCUGGGCCCUAGGGGAAAGGGGCUGCCUCCAUCCAGCAGGAGACAGCCCUGCCCCACCCCGUCCCCCCUUGGGUAGGGGCUGGCUUCACCUGCUGUUUGGCCCUGACAUCAAGCCAGUGCCUGGGCCAUGUUCCCGCACCCCCUGGCUCCGGUGGCAGUGCGGGGUGCAGAGAUGGGUGCCCACUCUGUGCGCCGGGUCGCGGUGCCUGCCAGGAUGCGGGGCGGCAGUGGCACCAUGCUGUUGCCCUCCAUGCUCAUGUUUGGGGUGAUUGUGGCUUCCAGUGGCCUGCUGCUCAUGAUUGAGAGGGGCAUUUUGGCAGAGGUGAAGCCACCACCACUCCAUCCCCCACAUGGAGACCACGCUUGGAGGAGCAGCGGUGACACCAGGGCAGUGGACCCCGAGGACAUGGAUUACCAGGUGCUACAAGAUGUUCGUAACCGGACAAUCCGCACCAUGUGUGGGCAAAAGAAUAUGCCUCACAGCAUCUGGGAGCUUUCAGGAGGUCAGAGGAAAACAGUGCUCAAACACAUCCUGGUCAGUGAUAAAUAUCGUUUCUUAUAUUGCUACGUCCCCAAAGUCGCCUGCUCCAACUGGAAACGUAUACUGAAAGUUCUGGAUGGAGCGCUGGAGAAUGUGAAUGUCAAGCUCAAAAUGGACCACAAGAGUGACUUGGUUUUUCUUGGCGACAUGAAGCCAGAUGAGAUCAGCUACCGGUUAAAGCACUACUACAAAUUUAUAUUUGUUCGAGACCCGAUGGAGAGACUUUUAUCAGCUUAUAGGAAUAAAUUUGGAGAGAUCAAAGAGUACCAGUUAAAGUAUGGUGUGGAAAUAGUAAAAAGAUACCGAAAAAGCACCAGAAAAUCUGCAGGAGAUGAUGUCACUUUUUCUGAGUUUCUCCUAUACCUGUUAGAUGAAGAGGCAGAGAGAAUGAAUGAACACUGGAUGCCCAUCUACAACCUAUGCCAACCCUGUGCGGUGAGGUACGAUUUCAUUGGAUCAUAUGAAAGACUGACUGUGGAUGCAAAUUACAUUCUUGAACAUAUUCAAGCACCUUCUUUUAUCCGUUUCCCAGAACGACAAUCAUGGUAUAAGCCUGUGACUCGGGAAACUCUACAUUACUAUCUGUGUAACACAAAACAUGGGCUUAUAAAAGAACUGUUACCAAAAUACAUUCUGGAUUUCUCAUUGUUUGCCUAUCCUCUUCCAAAUAUUACUAGUGAAUUUUGCAGACAGUGAACUUUUUCUGUUUGCGGGUUGGUCUAUGCUAGACUCUUAUGCUGAUAGAAUAAUGUUGUGCAUCAUUUUUAUACUGGCAGAAGCUCUAGUGUAAGCAGUUGUAUCGGCAUAAAAAUACUUCUGCUGGUGUAGAUUAUUUCACUCAAUAACCUGUAUACAUUCUACUGGCAAAAACACUUUUAUGCCAGCAUAAACUGCGGCUACACUAGGAGGGUUUGGUGGUAUAGCUACACUGGCAAAAGCUACACUUUUCUAGUGUUGACAAAGCCUAUGAAACAAUCUGUGUCCUAUGCACGUUUUCUAAUUUUAUACUUUUUAAACCUUUUAAAAUGUCAAUAUUAUAUGAUAUAUAGCCUUUAUAACUAGAAUAUCUUUGUACUGUUCCAAUUUUACAUUGUCUAUGUGCCGCUGAGUUAAGCACAAUAGCUUUUAUAUGUCUUUUUUUAAAACUUCUCUCUACAGCACAAGACAGUGAAUAUUUGCAAAAGAAUCAGGGAAUGGAUAUAUUUUAAGCAUAAAGCAUUGUUCUGCUUUUGUGGUCCAGGUUACAUUUUCUGGGACAGAAUUACCCACAGCAUCAACUGUAUUAGCUGGUUUUUAAAGUUACUGCAAGAUAGUUAAAUUGUUCCGAGUGGAAGC